GAAAGUGCACAUGAACUCUUGUGAACCUCUUGUGAGUCUGAACUGCUCCACAGCCCCCACCGGGCGGCAGGGUGGUCAGACGCGGGGGGGACACGCCCCAGCACGGCGUGGCGCGGCUCUUCCACGUCGCAGCUCGCCGCGGCCCCCGUACGGGUGGAGGAGGGAGGCAGGCAGCGUGCGUGUGCGAGCAAAGGCCGGGGAAAACAUGGCGGCGCCCGUCUUGAGAGUGUCCACCCCGCGGUGGGAGAGAAUAGCCCGGCUUCUCGUCUGCCUCUUAGGGAUCCUGCUGUCCUUGUACGCGUUUCACGUGGAGAGCGAGAAGUCCAGGGAUGCGAAUUACCGGGCCAUGUGCGACCUGAGCAACUCCAUAAGCUGCUCCAAAGUGUUCACCUCCAGAUGGGGUCGAGGAUUUGGAGUGUUGGGAUCCAUCUUUGGUAACAACAGUGCAAUAAACCAGCCAAACAGUGUCUACGGACUUUUCUUUUAUGUCUUUCAACUGUUAUUGGGUUUGACUGUGAGCGCAAUGGCUGCCCUCAUCCUCAUGACCACGUCCAUCGUGUCGGUGAUGGGCUCGCUGUACCUGGCCUACAUCCUGUACUUCGUCCUGAAAGACUUCUGCAUCAUCUGCAUCACAACAUAUGCACUGAACUUCAUUCUGCUCGUCCUCAACUACAAGCGACUGGUGUACUUGAACGAGGCCUGGAAGCAGCAGCUCACGGCCAAGCAGGACUAAAAAAAAAAGAAAAGGAUUUAAAAAAAGAAAAAGAAACGAGAAAAGAAAUGUGACCUCUGAACGUUUUUGACUUGCCACCAGGAGACCUUGUUUCCAAACAAAUGUUUAUUCUGCCGUUUAUGUCUCAAUCAAUUACAGAGAUAGGAAAAAAAAAAACAAGAAAACACACAAACCGACGAGAGUUUAAAGUCCUAGGGGCCACCGAUCACAAGUUCACGUGUUCAUGCUGACGAAGGAAGGAUUUGAAAGGGGGAGAGAAUAAAGUUUUGUCCUUUUUUUUCCUUUUUUUUUUUUUAAUUUCUCGUUCUGUGGUUUCUUCCCCUCACCCUGCAAAACAAAUACAAUCGAGGGAUGGGGCCUGACGGAAAAAGCGGAAGAAAGAAGAACACUUGCAGGAAAAAUCGACUAAGAAAACGGGCAGAGGAGGAGGAGGAUAUCCUGAGAAGAAAAGAAGAAACAAGGGGGGGAAGGAGGAGGAGGAAGCGUUAGAAAAGGAGUAGGACUUUUCAAAUGGUGCUUACUUGAAUCCAGCGGGACCGUUCCUGUAGACCUGAGCUGUACACUGAACUGAAUUAUGGGCUUUCUAAGAAUAAAGUGCAUGAUCAUGAGGUUUAUGUACGGUUAACAGAAAUAAUCCCAUUGUGAAAGUAAAAAAAAACAACAAAAAAAGGCAUAAAAAGGGGUAAACGACGUAAAAACACAAGACAAUAAAUUGUAUGUUUUUUUAUGUUUACAGUACUUUUUUUUUCUUUUCUUUUUCGAAAGAGGACCACUAAUUUUAAAACGUAUGGGAGAAAGUGAGACGUUUGUACACACGUGGAUCAGAUUCACUAUUUUCAUGUUUUUAUGUUUUGCAGUUCUGUAGCUAGCGGCGUAUUCACGUUUCAAGUCCAGUCUAGUUUGAGCGAUUAAAAAAAUGAAAGAAAAGAAAGAGUACAAAGUGCAGCAGCGUGAUGAUUGGCGAGGACGAACAAAAGCUAACUUUUUUUAAGGUUUACUUAACUAAGUUGAGUCGCGGCUUCUUCAUCUCGAUUUGUGUUGUAAAUCUACGAAUUUACACCGAACACUUUACGUUCCAGUUUUUUUUUCUUGUUUAUUGCUGUUAGAUUUCAUAGUCACCAACCAAGACCUAUUCCAACACUGUCAUUAUUAUUAUUUAAUUUUUUUAUUUUUAGGAUUUACCUUUUUGCCUAUUAGGAGUUUUUCUUAGUCCUAGGUCAGGAGGCUCAGUGUUUUCUUUGGCGGCGGGGGUGAAGAAACUGUCCACCCCACACAGUAAGGACAAGGCAAAACGAACACUUCUCUGUCUGUGAUGCCGAGCGUCCGCUCUCUCUCUCUCCACCCUGCUCCGGACGGCACGUUAGGACGAGCGUUCUCUUCUGUACUCUUUUGUAAAUAACUCUCUCUGUAUGUAAGCAUUCCUGAUCACACGGUAACAUUAAUUAUGUGCCUAAAAAUAUGAAUUACCUUCUUUUCUCUUUGUUUUUUUGUCUUUUACUUUUACUGUUGAACUGUUGUACUUCACUCUGUCCCUCCUUUCUUGAGCGAUGUUUUUCUAUUCUCGAUUUGUUUUUUCUUUCCACUUUUAGCCUCGAAACAUUGUCAACUGUCUGUCUUUUUCAAGCCCUAUCAGUCCCAUUCAAGGCUCUUGUAUAAAAGAACCCACAUGCUUACAACUAGACCCUGAGCAGUGCGUUUGUGAAGCGGACGAGAAUGAAAGAAUUGUUUGUUAUUUAUUGUCUCUAAAACGAUUGAUUUUCCCACAUUUUCUUUUUUUUUUUAAAUGAUGGCUGCUGUAUUACUCCUACAGUAUGUUGGGGGAGGGGGCGGGGCCAGCACAGUCCAUUGUAACCCCUACACACUACCUGCUGUAUGUACACAGUCUUGUCUUCUUGGAUGUGGAAACUGCAUUCCCCGUAAUCUACUCUCUAAUCUACACUCAGCCACUACCUCUCAGUAUUUCCCCACACCGGGUCUCCUGUACACAGACCCUGAAGUACAGCAAGUGCAGUGCGAUCAGGCAGGUCACAUGAGCCAGUUAAACCACCCUGUUCCACUGACCCCUUCUCCCUGACUGGUGAAUACAGUGUGUCCCUGAAUGUCGGCGGUGUGGGCGCAUUCUGUUUGGGAGCAAAGUGCAGCGUGUGGUGUUUUUUUUGUGUCUGUGCGUAUGGUACUGUUUAAAGAAUGCUUGUUGUUAAAAGUCUGUGUUGUUCUGAUUUCUUACAAGAUGUGAGUUUUUCUGAUUAUUUUUUUCCCCUCAGCCAAGUCUUCUCUGUAUACAAGCAGGAGGUAUAGCAUACAGAAAAAUCUAUACAGCUGUUUCUCAUCCUAAUUGAUGACUAGAGAUGUGUAUAUUCAGAACAGUGACUGUUGAAACAUGGACGCUGUGUUUCCGUUCCGUUCACUUCUAAAAAAUUUAAAGCCAAAAAUGACUGCUAUGUUGUAAAAUUUGCAACCAGAGUCUGAGCCAGACUUGCCUAAAUUAAUGUUUAAAUAGAACCGCGCCAUUUCUCCAGACCAAGCGUCUCAAAUUGCCUUCACUGAGUUUACAGGGCAGCCUAAAGGACCAGAAGGAAAGCAGGGGCAAACCCAGUUUGUCCAGAGAGUGUCUAGUAAUGUCUCAACAGUAAAAGUGCAGUUCAUGUAUUUUAUUAUCACUCACUGGUGACGAUUAAAAGAAGGAAAAUAAUGUUUUAA
Astyanax mexicanus (Mexican tetra) is the source of this 3433-nucleotide messenger RNA. RefSeq names its product vitamin K epoxide reductase complex, subunit 1-like 1 (gene vkorc1l1). Gene Ontology annotation, biological process: vitamin K metabolic process; peptidyl-glutamic acid carboxylation. Gene Ontology annotation, molecular function: vitamin-K-epoxide reductase (warfarin-sensitive) activity. The transcript has 3 exons. Bases 11 to 733 code for a protein of 240 amino acids. The record is from RefSeq and is a predicted model, not a curated record. NCBI's taxonomy places the organism in Eukaryota, Metazoa, Chordata, Actinopteri, Characiformes, Acestrorhamphidae.